Messenger RNA from Aspergillus chevalieri, 1191 nucleotides. RefSeq names its product putative cyclin (gene CTK2). Gene Ontology annotation, cellular component: nucleus; cyclin/CDK positive transcription elongation factor complex. The coding region runs from base 1 to 1191 and encodes 396 amino acids. The record is from RefSeq and is a predicted model, not a curated record. The transcript has 5 exons. Gene Ontology annotation, molecular function: cyclin-dependent protein serine/threonine kinase activator activity. Lineage: Eukaryota; Fungi; Ascomycota; Eurotiomycetes; Eurotiales; Aspergillaceae. Gene Ontology annotation, biological process: regulation of transcription by RNA polymerase II; positive regulation of DNA-templated transcription, elongation.
AUGCAUGAAUCUAGAGCCAGGAGACUUUCUUUAGAAUCCGCCAAUGACCCUAAGAAGCAAAUCGAGCCUGCCGUUCCGGAUCCUCCGCCCAUCCAUCCAUCCUUCAUCCAAGUAGCCAAGCCUUACAUCUUCGAGCAGACUAUUCAGGACUGCAUAGCAGCCAUGGGUGUGAAUCCUCUUCGCGAGGAAGCGUUGCGACUUCAGGGUGUGACUUGGAUUGACAAUGUGCGCCGGGUUCUUCAUUUGCCUAUCAGGACGUUCAAUACGGCUGUGGUGUAUUAUCAUAAGUUCCGAUUAUCUCACCCGGAUAAUGAAUAUAACUAUAUGGAUGCUGCAGCAGCCGCGUUGUUUACGGCCUGCAAGAUCGAAGACACCCUCAAGAAGUCCCGGGAGAUUGUUUGUGGCGCUUACAAUCUCAAGCGUUCUCCAGCAGAGCAGAUGUCUCCUGAUGAACAGAUCUUUGAAGUGCAUUCCCGGGGCAUCAUCGGACUGGAGAGGCUUAUGCUUGAAGCAUCGGGGUUCGACUUUCGGACCCGUCAUCCGCAAAAACCACUUAUCAAGCUGGCUAGACAUUACGGCCUAACGCAGCAAUCGGAGAUAUCCCGGGUUGCUUACCGUAUUUCGCAAGAUCUUUACCGGACUUUUGCACCCAUCAAGCAAACUACAUCUACCAUGGCCUUCGCUUGUCUGGAAUUGGCCGGGCGAUUGCUGGAUCAACGAAGCGAGGUGGUGGAGUCAGGAGUGGAUUACGAGCAAUGGAAAACCAGUCGAGAAGAGGUUAUGGAAACUCUCUUCGACUUACUAGAACUCUACACCCACCAACGCGGCGCUACAACAGUUGGACCGCAUUUCCCUUCAGACCGAUUCCUCACCGUCCGCAUCCCUUUAAAUCAAGAAGCUGAAGCACAAAAACUACCACGGUAUACCCACUGGGUCGAUAGAAAAGAUACGACCACCAGGACCAUCAACGGUUUCAAACUAAGCAACAAGGACGCCAUGCCGGAAAAGGGAGGUAUCCAUCCACUGACGCCAGUCGCGGCGAACGACGACAGACCUAAUCCUGGCGAACGAGGACGAGACGGAGCGGUAAGGUUUAUGAUCGACCCAGAGUGCGCAGAUGCGGAGAAGUCGAAGGUCGCACAGUACUUCAAGGUUGAGAUGGAGGAGUACGAAGUUGAGGAUGAGAGAUGA